ACGCGGCAUUACGGCCAGUGUAGUGAGAAUGGGGAAAGUUAGUCAGUGAGUUGGUGAGGAACUGCCGGAGCCUGCUGUUAUCUGAUCCCCGCGACAAACUGCAGCCUAACGGCUCAUGGACAGCGCUGUAUUUCACUAACUGCUGGACUUAUCAGCAUCUUCACCAAAGGACGUAUCCAUGCGCCAAGGCAGGACCGUCAUUCUCUCAAAGAUACGGUGCAGCUCUGACUGAGAUGGCUGUGUUUCUGCGCUGCCAAAGGACAGUUGUGUUGGCUGUGGCCUUCUGUUUCCUGCCUUGCAUCACGUCCUCCCUCAACCUGGAGGAUCCCAACGUCUGCAGCCACUGGGAAAGUUACUCAGUGACAGUGCAGGAGUCGUACGCCCAUCCUUUUGAUCAGAUUUAUUACACCAGCUGCACUGACAUCCUAAACUGGUUCAAGUGCACCAGACACAGGGUGAGCUAUCGGACAGCGUAUCGUAGAGGAGAGAAAACCAUGUACCGGAGAAAGUCCCAGUGCUGUCCAGGUUUCUAUGAGAAUGAAGAGAUCUGUGCUCCUCAUUGUGCAGAGAGCUGUGUCCAUGGCCGUUGUAUGGCACCCAACACCUGCCAGUGUGAACCAGGCUGGGGGGGCUCCAACUGCUCCAGCGCUUGUGACAGUAACCACUGGGGGCCCCACUGCAGUAACAGAUGUCAGUGUCAGAACGGAGCACUAUGUAACCCCAUCACCGGAGCCUGUAUCUGCACUCCUGGAUACAGAGGUUGGCGCUGUGAGGCCCAGUGUGAAGUGGGCACCUAUGGAAAUGGAUGCCAACAGAAAUGUCAAUGCCAGAAUGGUGCUGCUUGUCACCAUGUGACUGGAGAAUGCAAGUGCUCACCAGGAUAUACCGGAGCAUUCUGUGAAGACCUCUGUCCUCCAGGUAAACAUGGGCAGCAGUGUGAGGAGAGAUGUCCUUGUCAGAACGGAGGAGUGUGUCACCAUGUGACUGGAGAGUGCUCCUGUCCUGCUGGAUGGAUGGGUACAGUGUGCGGCCAGCCAUGUCCAGAGGGGAGAUUUGGACAAAACUGUUCCCAGGAAUGUCAGUGUCACAACAAUGGCUUUUGUGUAUUGUCUAAUGGACAGUGUCUCUGCACCCCCGGAUACACAGGAGAACGGUGCCAGGACGAGUGUCCAGUUGGUACUUAUGGUGCUGGCUGUGCCAAGAUGUGUCGCUGUAAGAACUACAGCAAGUGCUACCACACCAACGGAAUGUGUCUGUGUGAGCCAGGAUACACAGGGGAGAUCUGUGAUGUCCGACUGUGCCCUGAAGCACACUACGGCCUCCAGUGUGAUAAGAAGUGUCCAUGCCAUGCCCAGAACACUCUAAGCUGCCACCCAAUGUCAGGAGAGUGUACAUGUAAGCCUGGUUGGUCAGGUCUUUACUGCAACGAGACAUGCACCCCAGGAUUUUAUGGCGAGUCCUGCCAGCAAGUGUGCCAGUGCCAGAAUGGUGCCGACUGCCACAGUGUAACCGGAAAGUGUAUCUGUGCUCCAGGCUUCACGGGUCACAACUGUUCAGUCCCCUGCCCUGCAGGGACAUAUGGAGUGAACUGCUCCACCAGCUGUAAGUGUAAGAACAGAGCUCAAUGUUCUCCUGUGGACGGAUCCUGCUCCUGUCAACCAGGAUGGCAUGGGGUGGACUGCUCCAUCAACUGUCCCAGUGGUACCUGGGGUCUGAGCUGUAACCUCACCUGUAUGUGUGGGAAUGGAGGAUCAUGCAACGCCCUGGAUGGUCACUGUACCUGUGCCCCCGGCUGGAGAGGAGCCAAGUGUGAACUCCACUGCCAGGACGGUACCUAUGGUCUUGACUGUAAAGAACGCUGUGACUGCAGUCACGCUGAUGGAUGUCACCACUCUACAGGUCACUGCCGCUGUCUGGCUGGAUGGACUGGUAUCCACUGUGACAGUGUAUGUGCAGAGGGCCACUGGGGUCCAAACUGCUCCCUCCCCUGCAACUGUAAGAAUGGAGCUUCCUGCUCUCCAGAUGAAGGAACCUGUGAAUGUGCUCCAGGAUACAGAGGCACCACCUGCCAGAGGAUCUGCUCUCCAGGUUACUUUGGUCACCGCUGCAGUCAGACCUGUCCACAGUGCGUCCACAGUAAUGGACCAUGUCACCACAUUACAGGACAGUGUGAUUGUCUGCCAGGCUUCAGGGGGGCUCUGUGCAACGAGGUGUGUCCCAGCAGUCGCUUUGGAAAGAACUGUGUGUGGAGCUGCAGCUGCACCAACAAUGGUACCUGUAACCCCAUCGAUGGCUCCUGUCAAUGUUACCCAGGGUGGAUCGGCAGCGACUGCUCCCAGCCAUGUCCUCCUGGUCAGUGGGGACCCAACUGCAUCCACACAUGUAACUGUCACAAUGGAGCCUACUGCAGUGCUUAUGAUGGAGAAUGCAAGUGCACCCCAGGAUGGACCGGCCUCUACUGCACACAACGCUGUCCUUUAGGUUUCUAUGGGAAGGACUGUUCUCAGACCUGCCAGUGCAGGAAUGGAGCCGACUGUGACCACAUCUCCGGACAGUGCACCUGUCGCACUGGCUUCAUGGGACGCCACUGUGAACAAAAGUGUCCUCCUGGGUCGUACGGUUACGGUUGCCGUCAGGUCUGUGACUGUCUCAAUAACUCCACCUGUGAUCAUAUGACUGGUACAUGUUACUGCAACCCAGGCUGGAAGGGAGCUCGCUGUGACCAAGCUGGUGUGGUGGUAGGCAGCCUCAACAGUUUGACCAGUGCAGCUAUGCAGGUGGACACCUACCAGAUUGGAGCCAUCGCAGGAAUCAUUGUCCUGGUGCUGCUGGUGCUCUUCCUCCUGCUCCUCUUCAUCAUCUACAGGAAGAAACAGAAGGGCAAAGAACCCCCCAUGCCAGCUGUGACCUACACCCCUGCUAUGAGGGUCACUGCUGAUUACACCAUCACAGAUGCUCACCCACCAACAUGUGAGGCUCACCCCAGCAACUACUUCUCCAACCCCAGCUACCAUACUCUGACCCAGUGCAUCAGCCCCCAUGUUAACACUGGUCCAUAUGGAAAGGCCAAGAACAACCAGCUGUUUGUGAACUUGAAGAAUGUGGAUCAGAGAAAAGGGGCUUCUCUAACUGAUCACACUGGCACACUGCCUGCAGACUGGAAACAAGGGGACUGCUUCAAUGAACUGGGAGCAUAUGGAAUUGAUAGGAGAUACAUGGGUAAAUCAUUACGAGAUCUGGUGAAGGGGACUCCCUAUCAUGCCAGUUCCUGUUCCCUCAACAGCUCUGAGAACCCAUAUGCCACAAUAAAAGACCCUCCCCUACUUAUAGCCAAAAGCACAGAGUGCGGCUAUGUGGAAAUGAAGUCACCAGCCAGACGGGAUUCACCAUAUGCUGAGAUCAGCAGCAGCAGCCCCAUCAAUAACCCAAAUGUCUAUGAAGUCGAGCCAACUGUCAGCACCAUCUUGGCCCCUGGAGAAAGCAACAGCCACUUUCAGUUUGGUCAGGAUCCAUACGAUCUACCAAAAAACAGCCACAUCCCCUGUCACUACGACCUCCUGCCAGCCAGAGAGAGUCCAUCGUCAGAGCUCAAAGAGCUGGACAGUGAAUGACGAUACAGACUCAGUACAGAGGUCAAGUCUCACCUCCAGUCAACAGCUACAGCACUGGAUAUUCCAUAAACAGGCACACUUUAUAUCCACAUAAUACUGUCACUUGUUUCUUGCUGUUAUACUUCAACAUUAUCAAUGUAAUUAUGUAUCAUGAUCUUUCUGAACAAAGUGGGUAUAUAGAAGUUUGGAGGUUGGAUUGGAGAUACAGCUUUUAUUUUGAAACUGCAGUUAAGUCUUCAUAGAUCAUUCCAUAAGUCUGGGUAAGUAAGGUUUACUGAAGGUAUGCUUUGAACAAAAAAAAAAUCUCUUCUGUGGUUUUCACAAAGCGCUUCACACUACAUGUCACAUUCACCCAUUCACACACACAUUCAUACAGCACUUAUUCUAUACAUGUAAGUGCUCUCUAACGCAUUCAUACACUGAUGCACACACAUUAGGAGUGAUUUGGGGUUCAGUAUUUUGGGGUUCAGUAUCUCUGAGCCUUUUGCAUAUCUUGUCAUGUAAAUGCAACAAAUCAUACAAAUGGCGAUAACACACACAUUCAGAUGGUAGCAAAGCAUUUGUGAUGUUGAACUUGGUUGUGCACACAUAAAGUGACCUGCCUUCUUCUCAUACCUCUGCACACCUGAAUAUCCGCUGCAUAAAAGUAGGUGUGCUUGUUGGAUUGACAGUCCUACCCAAUUGCAGUGUCGGAAAAGUGGUUUCAGAUGCUGAUCAGAGCACUUCGUUUCAAGCUUACCGAAGCCUUUAUGAUGUUUAUGUAUAACAUUCAAUACCAAUCAAAUCUUUAUUUUUGUAACAACGGUAUUAGAAAAUGGCUAAUUGAUUAUUAGCAAUUGUAUCAAAGAUUAGAUGUUUGUUCAUGUUUGUUUGGUGAGGAAGAGUACCACAAAACUGCUGACAAUGUUGAUGUUUGCACACACUAAUGACAUCAGAUGUAGUCAGUCAGUGUUGAAUUGAUAUUUAACUUAACCAAAGGUACCAUUUAAGUGCCAUUUAACUAUUUUCAUACAGUGCAUUUCAAAGGCCUGCAAACUGAUGACUAAGAUAAGAUAAGAUAAGAUAAGAUAAUCCUUUAUUAGUCCCACAGUGGGGAAAGUUACAAGUGGUGCCAACUUGAGCCCCCUCCCAUUGUAACUAUAGUCCAUUUUUGAUUUUCUUUUUCAGUUAAUCAAUAACUCAUAAAUAUCAUAUACAUAUACAUACUGCUCAGUGGUCAUUACCAAAUCCACAGUAGCUCUUCUGACCUGCAUCAUCUUCUCCCGUAAAAUAGUACUUUUCGGUGUACUGAACAUAUUUCAUAUGUGUCUUGAUGAUUCACAUGACACUGAAUGCUGCUGGACUGAGCAGAUCCAGGUCUAACCUACACAAAUUACAAAUUCUGUGUGACCAUGUUCUUAAAGGGGAACUCCACAACAAAUGAUUUGGUUUGUCCUUCACAUAUGACCACAGUAAAUCUUGUUGUUAUAUGAUGUUAAACAGGUGAUUAUAUCCAAUAAAACACACCGAGUGUGAAAACUGCUUUUUCAGCUCAAAGUUAGCUAACUGUAAGAAAACAGGCAAAACUGAGGUCUGUUUCAUGUGUCACCUGCAAGUAUUAACCGCAGACUAUAGCUCCAAUUUGAGUCUUUCACACAUACAGUAGCUCCUGAUAAACAGUGGUGUAAAAAUGACAUUAUACAUGAACAAGAUUUACUUCUCUGCAGUGUCAGAAAAUACAACACAUGGACCUACGAUAACUGUGCUCUAUUUAGACCUUAAUUACAUGUUGAGGACUAUUAAAAAAGUAAUGUUAACCACAACAAACAGCAAAAAAGACACAGGCUUCCCUCGUAGCUGAGCUGCUAGCCCAACUACAGAAACUCUCCCAAAUAUCCUUCAGCUCUACUACACUCGCACAGUCUGACACUAGCUGUACCUUGCUGUCUCCCUCAGGAGUCACAAGACCACACCCCCACUGUUGCUCCCUCACUCCUUAGCAAUUCAAAGCAUUUAAAAAAUAUAAAUUUUACUGUAGCUACCCUUUAAUAAAACAAUCUGCAGAGCAAUUUAAGUGAUCAUCUCACUGUGCCUGCUGUCUCCUGCUACAGGCUCUGACACUCAACACUGAAAUUAUUUGGUUUGUUGUUUCACGUAUAAAUAGUCAGAAAUGUAUGAAAAAUGCUUAUUUCAGUUUCCUUAUAUCUAUAUUUUUCUUAUGACAUUAUAUUGAAAAUAAGUUAAAUAUUUUUUUCUUUGUGUUGAUGAUUUCUCUGUGUUGAUAUACUGAAUAACUUUAUUGUUAUGCAUGAAUGGAGUGUUAUUUAAUACAUUAUUCUGUGUGGAAGUAGACAGAGUGUGCAGGAUGGGGGUGAUAGCAAAGAAUUCCAACCAGUGUGUGGAUCAGCCCAGUAUAGUCCCUCCCACUGCAGGAACCAGAACCUGGGUCUCUACAAAACCUGAACUUUUUAGAACCCUGUACAGGUCUUCCUUUUGUUUCGACGGCAUUUUACAAACUGGGAUGUCUCCGAUAUAUAUCAUCAAAAAGGCAAAAGAGAGACCCAUUUCAUCUUUUUUUCAAAGAACUUAUACCAUAACCUGGGGCUUCUCUUUAAGAGCCCUGUGAAGGUUUGGUACUGGACCUUUAUAUCUCCACCGUAUUUAACAAACCAGGACAUUUCAGAUACACACCUUUAAAUGGCAAAAGCAAAGGAAGUAAGAGGUGGUGGGACAGGCAGGUGGCACCAUAGGCAUUGCCAGACCCCUUUUACUGGGGGAUAUACCCCAGUAUAAAUGCCAUUAAUACUUAAUUUUUUAACAACUACAAAUAUUUAUCAUUGUAUUAAUUCAGAAAAUUACAGAAUACUGACAGGAAGAGAAUAGAUGUAUUUCUACUCAAACAUGUAGCAAGAGUGUUGAAUCUGAGGUGGGGAGCCUGUGCCACUGUAGAGCUUUAUGCUAAGCAACACCCCUGGGUGGCACUAAUACAGUUACUGGUAUUCUUUCUUGUUUAUGUGAAGAUGUUUAUUUCUGGUGAAGAAUCCAUGACACUUCUUGGCCAUCACAAGCAAGCUAGUGAGGUUGGACAAAUCUCACCAGUUCUCCUCUUUUUGGUUGUCCAGCUCCAUGCAGUAAUAGUGCCCAUACCUUGAAUUUCAUAUCAUCUCUUAGCAAAGCACAAAUUUAGUUUCAACGGUGGAAGCAAAAGCAGUGCCUGUGGCAGUGGCUACAUGUUAAACUACAUUGCACUGGAUUAAGAUUGUGCAGUGCUGGUAUGUCCAAUGAGCAUUUUCUGCAGUUUUUCUCUUUAUACAUAAAGCUUUGUGGUGGUUAUUGUGUUUGUCUCAAUGCUGCCACCUAUAUUUGAAAGUACCUGAAACUUGCAGUCAGUAUCGCCUCCUGGGCAGAGCCAAAAUUUAGUUCCAGGGCCUUUUACUCACAGCAGGCAUUCAGUCCUCCACAUGGAUUCCUGACCUUCUGUUAUUAGCAGUCUUCAGUUACCAUCCUCAUAUGACCAGAUUAACCCAGUCGUCAAGACACAGUCAGUGACACAGUCAGUGACACAGUUGCUUAUCCUUAUUACAGUGCAGUUUAAAGGGCUCAACAUAUCAGAUGAAACACAAGCUUAAGCUGGACUUUUGCUUUUUGAAAAGAUAAUUGUAACAGCAGUUCACAUUAUUAACCAGUAUGAAACUUUGUCAUUUCACAGAAAAUAUUACUUUUCAGUUGUAGUUUGAUCGUAGUAGUUCUUUUUUUUUAUCUUUCCUGUAUUCUGAAUGGCCUAAAAUAUCAAACAGUCUUAAGCUAUUCUGAGUCUAUUUGAAAGUGUUUGUAAAAUACUGUAUAUAAUUUGAACAGCUCUGAUCUAAAAUGUUAAUAUCACCCAGUGUCUUAUGUCUGAAAUGGACUGAAAUGUGGCAUUUGGUUUAUUAUGUAACAAUUAUGUAAACUAGGAAACUUGAGACUCUUGUCCUCUAUAGUUACUGGAUUAAAGAUGUUUGUUCUGAGAGGAAUAUUUGAGAUUUUCCCAAGCAUCAUCUGUUUCUAGGCUCUUAUAUUGGUCUCCUACAAUUGGAAGAUCAUUUACAGAAAUGACAAUGAUUUAACCUCUACCACCAUGGAACUAUCUAUCUAUUAUUUUUUUUCUUUUUGUGGGGGAGGGGUGAUUAUAGAGUUGUUUGGGCAAAUGCUUUGUAAUAAAAUGACAAUAUGAUGAAACAGCA
Lates calcarifer (barramundi perch) is the source of this 7813-nucleotide messenger RNA. RefSeq names its product multiple EGF-like-domains 10 (gene megf10). Gene Ontology annotation, molecular function: scavenger receptor activity; protein binding. Bases 234 to 3611 code for a protein of 1125 amino acids. Lineage: Eukaryota; Metazoa; Chordata; Actinopteri; Centropomidae. The record is from RefSeq and is a predicted model, not a curated record. The transcript is spliced from 25 exons.